AAUUAAAUGCACAGCUUUCCUGUAUGGGCAAAUAUACGUUAUUAGUAUAAAAAGUUAAAGAAUGCUAGCCGUGUCAAAAGGAACCGCUUGUAACAUUAACAAGAAGUCGCUUAGUUCUUGCUAGUCUCUACCCACCUUUCUUGACGUAAGCUUUAUUUUUUUUGAAGCCACCGCCUUCUCUCCCCGCCCAAAACUAGCGAACCCCACCCCCGUCCUUUAGACAUAACCCGGAUGGGAAACUCAUUUUACUUCCGGUUCCCUGCCACUUUACUUCUCCGUUUCUAUGGAAAAGAAAACUGUCCAUCUCUAUGCAUCCGCUGGUAUCCGUACGCGCCAUUUUCAAAAAGCUUUACCGCCGUCAAGGCUGCACAGAGUCGCCAGAGGAACAGGAAAUAGAGGGAAGGGAGUUUGGAUAAACGACUCCCAGCAACCUGUAACCGCUGAAAUCAACCAGUAACAGAUGUAGCGUGGACAUCAAAGACAAAGCAAGAUGAAACUGUCAAGAAGAGAUCCACCCGCCUUUGGCCUGCUAUAGUUAAAUGUUUAAUGGGUUUGUUGUUAUGACAUUACUCUGAAGGGAACAUUAAAGAAAAAAAAGCUUUCGGUCAACUUCUUUUGCUCUAAAUUUGAAGCUAAAAGGAUCUGCAAUGAGCACCGCAGGAGAAAGGAAAUUUAUAAACAUAAGAAAACGCCUGGAUCAGCUGGGUUACAGACAGCCUUUGGGGAUCGAGUCCUUGCCUUUAGUUGAAAGGCUUUUCAGUGACCUGUUGCACACUACAGAGAGCUUACGCAAUGCCAAGCUUUCAGUCGGAAAAAAUGAAAAAGAGAACAAAAAUGUGGAUGCUUAUCUUGAGCCUUUUCAGGCAGAAAAUGCUCGACUAGUAGAGGAAAACAAUGUACUUCAUCUAUCUUUACUGAAAGCGAAGGAGGAGAAAGAAAAAUUUAGUAAAGAUUUAAAAGCUACCAUCAGAAAACUGGAACAUGAGACGGCAGAUCUUAAAUUUUUGAACAAUCAGUAUGUUCAUAAAGUAAAAUCUCUUGAGAAAGACAGUAAGGCCAAGGCUGAAAAGAUUCAGCUGCUACAGGAAAAAAACUUGCAGGCCAUUGUUCAAACACCAGGUGGUAAAAAAAGAACAAUUCCUUUCAGACGUCAGCGUAUGCAGAUUGAUCAAGUAGUUCCUCCUUUUUCUGGUUCUUUUAUGCCAGUACCUCAGCCUGAGGAUCCAUAUGUUGCAGACCUCCUGCAAGUUGCAGAUAACAGAAUUCAAGAACUUCAGCAAGAACUCUCUAGAGUGAAACAGGAACUUGAAAGAUCUGAUGCAGGAAUAAGACAUCUAAAUGUUCAAGUACAGGAAAGAGAUAAAGAAAUAGAAAGACUUGGACGCGCACUACAUGGUGGUCGACCUCAUGAUGUUAUAUCAUUGGAAGCACGUAAUAAAAGCAAUGAAAAAAUGAUAGCACAUCUGAAUGUACAGAUUGAAUUCCUUCAAAAAUCUAACCAUGAGCUAGAAAAACGUAUUCAGGAGCUCCAAGAGAAAAAGCAUAAUUCCACCAGUGAAAUUGCAAAUUUAAGUGCAAAAAAUGAAGAAUUAUGCCAAGAACUUACUGAGAUAGAUCAGCUUGCACAACAAUUAGAAAGAGACAAAAACAUUGUUCUGGAAGCAGCUGAUCAGGAGCUUGAAGAAGCAAAGAAAGAAAUUCAGAGACAGCACAGAGAAUUGGAAGAUUAUGAAGAUAUUGUUUCAAAGAUUAAAAUGGAACUUUCUGGGUGCCAGCAAGAAAAUAGUAAACUGCAGAAUGAUCUUCUUGAAAGCAAAGAACAGAAUCAGAAGCUUGAAUGUUUGUUGAAUCAAUUUGAACAGGAAAAGCAAAGACUAAUGGACAAAGUGGAAAAUAUUUCUGUAUCUGAAAAAGAAUUAGUUUUAGAAAUGGAAAAAAUGAGGCUUCAGUUUGGUGUCUCUAAAAGGGAUAAAUCCCCAUCCCGUCUGGAUUCUUUUGUGAAGAAUUUGGAAGAAGACCGAGAUUUCUAUAAGUCACAAGUUGACUACCUACAGAGAACUGUUAGAGCAGGAAGAAGUCCUUUACGAGGCUUGAAGGCUGGAAGGAGUCCGUCUGUUUCACCUGCUAAGAUUAAUUAUGAAGUUGACUUGAUUCAAGUUAUCAGAGAACGUGAUGAACUUCAAUCAAUGUUAGACCACAUUGAGAAGCGCAUGAUGGAAAUUCAAAGCAAAGUAAAAAUCCUAACUGGUGAAAAGGAAAAUUUAAGUAUUCUUUAUGAACAGGCUCAAGAGGAACUAUCCAGACUGCGAAUGGAAUCGAUCAGAUCUCCGAAAUCCCAAAAGUCAGCAGUGUCUACUGAGGUGAUAUUUCAUCGAGUAGAAGAUGAAAGGGAUGAAGCUGUUGCAGGUUUACAGAGAAUAGCAGCAGAGCGUGAUAGUUUAAAAGAGCGACUAAAGGCUGUUCAAGAACUGGCCACCACUGACAGAUCACAAUAUGAAAAAAGAUUGUCCGAGAUGGAAAACACAAUACGUGAGCUGGAAAAAGCAAAAUAUCAUCUCAAUUGUGAAUUGACAACACUGAAGCUCAACAAAUCCGCAUUUCAAGAUGAAAUUAGGUCUCAAUCAAGUAAACUGGCUCAAACAGCAGAUGAAGCUACUCAUUACAAAAUGGAAUUAAGUUCGCUCAGGUUAUUAAAAGAGCAAACUGAGCAGUCUCUUUCUGAUGUCCAGCACCGUCUCUCUGGAAAAGUCAUUGAACUUCAGAAUGCUGAAGAUCAAAUAAGUGAACUUAAAGUUCAGAUAGAUAAUCUAGCUAGACAUGAGUCAUCACAAAACGAGAAUAUUAACCUGCUGAGGAAGACUAUUGAAGUCCUUGACAAGGAAAAAGACCAUCUUCAAGAAACAGUUGAUAAGAAGACUGAGAAAAUAGCAUUUCUGGAGGAAACCAUUGCUACCAAAGAGAAAAUGCUUUCUGAUAAUCAACACAAGGUUUCUGAGUUGGAAUCCUUAAUUGAUCAAUUCAAAGAUUCACUAAAUGACCGUCUCAGAGAGAUUGCCAGUUUGAGGCGCCAGCUUGAUGCAGUACAUAAGGAACUUUCAGAUGUUGGUAGUUUCCGAGAAAUAACACUCAGGGAAAAUCGGAGGUUGCAGGAUGAUUUGGCUACAAUGAGCAUGGAAAAUCAGAGAAUUCGUACAGAGAUGGAAGAAGCUAUGCAUGAAAAAGAUGAGCUGAAAUUAAGAGUUCAGACCUACAUUACUGAAGUUGCCAGAAUACAAAAUUUAAUGGCAUUGAAGGAGAAAGAAAAUCUUGACCUUUUGGAGCAAUUCAGAAUGGCACAUAGUCAAGUUGAAGACUGGGAGGUUAAGCUUCAGCAGAUAGAAGGGCAAAAUAGCUCCAUUAAACUGGAAUUACUUUCUACAGAUACAGAAAGAAGACAUUUAAGAGAAAGAGUCAACAACCUCGAAAAGGAAAUCAAUGAGCACAUGAAUGCACAACAAGCAUAUGAGACACAAAUCUCAUUACUCACUAGAAACAUGGCCAAGUUGGAGGAAGAACUAAAAAAGGCAGAUGCUGACAAAUCAUCUAUCAUAUUAGACCUAGCUUCUGUCAGGGAGCUUUGUGUUAAGCUUGAUUCCAACAAGGACAUGUUGUCUCGGCAGCUAAAUUCAAAGAAUAUGGAACUGGAAAGGCUGCUUGAAGAACUGGAAGGUGUCAAAUCAGAGGCUGAACAUUUAAAGAAUAAACUAUUCAGUGAGGAGUUAACCGUGAAAAAUCUUGAGACACUUCUGUUGAGAAAUCGUGAGAAAGAAUUUCAAAGUCAUCUCAGCACACACGAGAAGGAGUCUGAAAUUACUCUUCUCAGGAAUAGACUUACUUUAGCAGACAGUAAAACUGUAAGCCAAACAAGAGAAACCGGGCAGCUUAGAAGUAAGGUUACUCAACUUCAGACAGAAGUGGAUGUUCUCAAAAGACAACUUACUACAGAGAAGUUUGAGCGUGAGCGUGCCAUACAGGAAAUGAAGAGGCAAGGACUUUCUCUUUCAUCUUUUAGAAGUUCUUCUCCCCUCAGUUCCUCUUUUAGUCCAAAUAUCCAUUCACCUGAUCGAUCCAUCUUGAAAACACCAGAUUACUCAUCUGAAAAAUCUGGAGAAAAAAGUGUGAGUUUCAAGGAAUAAGAGCCAUUAAAGACUUUUAAC
This is a messenger RNA of Polypterus senegalus (gray bichir), 4196 nucleotides long. RefSeq names its product centrosomal protein 135 (gene cep135). Lineage: Eukaryota; Metazoa; Chordata; Cladistia; Polypteriformes; Polypteridae. The coding region runs from base 648 to 4175 and encodes 1175 amino acids. The record is from RefSeq and is a predicted model, not a curated record. The transcript is spliced from 26 exons.